Messenger RNA from Emiliania huxleyi CCMP1516, 1215 nucleotides. RefSeq lists its product as hypothetical. NCBI's taxonomy places the organism in Eukaryota, Haptophyta, Isochrysidales, Noelaerhabdaceae. The record is from RefSeq and is a predicted model, not a curated record. The coding region runs from base 1 to 1215 and encodes 404 amino acids. The transcript is spliced from 6 exons.
AUGCUACGCAACUCGGUGUGCACCUCCGCCGCUUUUGACGCGGGUAAGGCCAUCAUCGUUGACACGGCGUGCGAGAACAAUGCGGCCAACAUGGGCGAUCUCGUCCACUACACCUGUCCCGUCCAGCUGGACACGGCGGAGGUCACUGAGAGCGUCACGGGCGCGACCAUCCCCGGUGCACUGAAGGUGACCUCGACAGUCCAGAUGUAUCUAUGGACCGAACAAACCUACAGCCAGGAGGAGAAGGACAACCUUGGCGGGACGACAACAAACGCGAAGGACCCCGGCCCCAAUUGCCUGAACUCGCAACCGUCGGCGUCGGAUCUGUCGCUCGACACCUCUGGGCUGGGCUUCUCGCAGAGCUACGCGCCGAGUGUUGACCUCGGCGAACCAGUCGCCCAGUUUGCGCUCACCCAGGAGAAGUUGCAACAGACGAUGGACAUGGGCCCCGCGCCGAUCGAUAUCCCGGCGCCUGCAGGCUGGGCGCAGACGCAGGAGGGUGUUCAGAGCAACGACCCGAUGGCAGGGCUGAUGAGCCAGACGGGGCCAACGGAGGGUGCGGUCUACUACUAUAAGACUGGGGACGGCCGCAUCUACACCCCAAACUCGGCGCAGCUGGGAGACCGCCAGCUGACAAUGCAGGCGUACACUGCGGAGAGCGUCUCGGGGAUUGGUAAGCAGCUCGCGGGCUCGCCAGGCGCCCUCGAGCCGUACGAGGCGGGCGGUGGGUGGUUCCCUCCGUGCAAGCCGCGCGAGCUGGAGUACUAUAUGGGGAAGGCGCUCUCGCCAGCAGAGAUGUUUGGCGUGCUCAAGGCGAACCUCGACUCGAUGACGAUGCUGGUCCGGCUCCUAUGCUACGGCAUCUUCUUUGCGGGCUUCAUGAUGAUCGGAGGCCCUCUUGCCGUUGCGCCCCAGAUCGUCCCGUGCGUCGGCGAGUACAUCGCCGGUGUCGCGCAGUGCAUGGUCGCCUGUGUGGCCGCAGUCUUUGCGCUCGGGCUCUGGGCGUUCUCCACCGCCAUCGCCUGGCUCUUUUACAACCCCGUGUACGGCAUCGCCCUGCUGGUCGUCGCAGCUGAGGACUCCUGCUGGAGCUCUCUGAGCCCGCUCUCGCUCCAGGAGAGGGGAGUAUCGCUCUUGCCUGUCACCUGUGGGCGCGGCGCAGCUCCCCCGGGGGCAGCGGCAGGGCCAGGCGCACUCCCGUUGCAGUGCAUGUAA